This is a messenger RNA of Daktulosphaira vitifoliae (grape phylloxera), 1777 nucleotides long. RefSeq names its product UDP-glucosyltransferase 2-like. The coding region runs from base 204 to 1751 and encodes 515 amino acids. The transcript has 6 exons. Gene Ontology annotation, molecular function: UDP-glycosyltransferase activity. Lineage: Eukaryota; Metazoa; Arthropoda; Insecta; Hemiptera; Phylloxeridae. The record is from RefSeq and is a predicted model, not a curated record.
CAAUGAUAUACUCAGUAGUCUUGUUUCUUAUACAGUUUUAUUAACAUUUUAAUAGUAAUUUAAUUUCUAACAGUACGAAAAUUUCAAUAAUUAAAACAUUUAUAAUGGUUGAAAUUUAAUAAUAUUAGAUAUUCUUAAAAUUGCCCAUAAAGUUUUAUUACAGAGUCAGUUUAAUUUUCCAUAUAAUUAAUAUAAAAGAAGGCAUGCAAAUUAAGGCCAGCUUGUUUUUUUCUACAUAUUUAUUGCUAAACUGGUCUUUUCGCUGUUCAUAUGGUGCUAUGAUAUUAGCUUUAGCUCCAGUAGCAAGCACAAGUCAUUGGAACGUAAUAGAUGCAGUGUUACAAACUCUGGUAGCAAGAGGACAUAAUGUAACAGUAAUUACGCCAUUUGUCAAAAAGUAUCCCAUUACUAAUUAUACUGAGAUUCUAAUUCCAAAAGGAAAAGAAUCAGCAAUAAGUAUGCAUUGGAAUUAUGUAAUGAAUGAAUGCUCCAUGGGAAAUAGUUUACCAAUAUUAAAUGAACGACACCAAAAUACAUGCAAAUUUUUGUUUGGUCUUGAGGAAUUUUGGAGAACAAUAAGAACAAUCAAGUUCGAUCUAUUUAUUACAGAGUGGUUAGCUUCAUCUUGCGAUUCAUACGUGUCCUAUCACUUACAAAUUCCUCAAAUUGUAAUUGCCACAAGUCAUGUCCACACAUGGUAUCUCGAUACAUUUGCUAGUCAUUUGAAUCCUGCAUACGUCUCAACUUUUCAUGUUUCUUUUGCAAUGCCUAUGAACUUCAUGCAGCGGUUUAAAAACUUUGUGGAUUACUUAUAUUCGCAUAUAGUAUUUAGAUGGGUUGAUCGUGAUGCGAUAGACAUAGGCCGAAAAUACUUUGGACCGAACGUGCCGGAUGCCAAUACCCUCAUGAAAGAUACUUCACUGGUAUUUACUAACGGGCAUUUCACUGUAGAUUUACCAAAACCCUUGUUACCGAACUUUAUUGAUAUUGGAGGUAUACAUUUAAAACCUGCAAAGUCACUAUCGGAGGAUGUAAAAAACUUUAUCGAUGGGUCGACAAAUGGUGUUAUAUACUUUACUUUUGGUUCUACGAUUAAAAUGGACACAGCACCUUUGCAUUUACAAAAGUCUUUCAUUGAAGCAUUAGCAGAAAUACCAUACAGAGUGUUAUGGAAAUAUGAGAGUUCAAACAUUGAUCAUUUACCAAAUAAUGUAAUGGUUCGAAAAUGGUUUUCCCAAAGAGAUAUAUUAGCUCAUAAAAAGGUAGAUUUGUUUAUUUCACACGGAGGAAUAUCAGGCAUAUAUGAAGCUAUUGAUAGCGGAGUGCCUGUGUUAGGAAUUCCAGUAUUUUUUGAUCAGUCACGAAAUAUAGCAAAUAUAGUACACUGGGGCGCAGGUCUAAUGCUUGACCACAAUACUUUGACUAAAGAUAUAUUAGUAAAUACUAUCAACGAAAUGAUGCAAAAUAAAAAAAGGUACAAAGAAAAUGCUACUAAUUUAUCCCAACGGUUUAAGGAUCGGCCUAGAACACCAAAAGAGGAUGUUGUGUACUGGUCAGAGUAUGUUAUAAAACACAAAGGUGCGAGUCAUUUGAAAUCGACUGCGUUGAAUCUAUCAUUAUUGGAGUACUUACUAUUAGAUAUUAUAACUCUAAUUGUUUUAGUCUUAUUAGUUAUAAUUUACCUAUUUUAUUUUAUUUUAAAACUUGUAACGCGUUCAAUGUGUACGUGUUUUAAACAAAAACGUGACUAAUUAAAUUAUUUUAAAAUGAAAAUGUA